Gaeumannomyces tritici R3-111a-1 is the source of this 450-nucleotide messenger RNA. RefSeq lists its product as hypothetical. The coding region runs from base 1 to 450 and encodes 149 amino acids. The transcript has 2 exons. Lineage: Eukaryota; Fungi; Ascomycota; Sordariomycetes; Magnaporthales; Magnaporthaceae. The record is from RefSeq and is a predicted model, not a curated record.
AUGGCUGGCUUCCCCAUCAACAACGCGCCCUUCUCACAAUCAUCCUACAUCGACGACGCCGACUUCUUCGACGACGACCCCGCCCGCUACUCGCCGCCCUUCUCGGACGAGGAGUAUACUGACCAGAUGGGGUACUCUCGCCGCAACAAUGUGGUAGACGAGUACCUCAACGGUUUCGAAGUCUUUGAGGACGAGGAAGAAGAGCAGCAGUUUGCACUUUCCAUGGCCAACACGCCCGUCACCGAGGCGCCCCCACUGAGGCCGGCGAGGAGGGCGACCAUCUCGACCUCGCGGUCUGGUCUCCAGCCAACUCAGACCUUUGCCGGCGAUCGUGGGGUAGGCUCUGCCUCCCGUUGUCGCCACCCACCACGCCGAAACACACACAAGCAAGGGCCCAUCCCUCCUUCAGGCUCAUCGCCCCAGGCUGUUUCUCCAGCGGGCCAAGCCUAA